Molecule: messenger RNA, 1142 nt
Organism: Anoplophora glabripennis (Asian longhorned beetle)
Lineage: Eukaryota; Metazoa; Arthropoda; Insecta; Coleoptera; Cerambycidae
Product: N-alpha-acetyltransferase 60
Exons: 5
Coding region: 166-930 (254 amino acids)
Biological process (GO): N-terminal peptidyl-methionine acetylation
Cellular component (GO): Golgi membrane
Molecular function (GO): histone acetyltransferase activity; protein-N-terminal amino-acid acetyltransferase activity
Source: RefSeq, a predicted model, not a curated record
UACGUGCAAACGGAGAAAUUGUUCGUUUAGGAAUAAAAACAAAUGGCACUUCCUAGAUAAUUGUUAUUAUGACGAGAUAUUAUCAGUCGUCAAAAUUUUUUUGUUUAAAAAUGAAAGAGAAAUAGAUUUCCCACUUACGAAUUAUCAUUUACCAACAAAUUAUUUAUGGCUGAAAUAAAUUGGUACAAGUUUAAUGGAAAAUGUUCAGAUGGAAUAUAUGCCAUGGACGAGAAGAGAAUACCUCUGUAUUCUUUAGCUGAUGUGCAGCUACGUUUCCUGUGCCCUGAUGACUUAGACGAAGUGAGAGCGUUGUGCCAAGACUGGUUUCCCAUUGAAUAUCCUUUCUACUGGUACGAAGAAAUUACGUCUAGCACUAGUAGAUUCUAUUCCCUGGCCGCCGUUUACGGCCACCAAAUUAUCGGACUGAUUGUGGCUGAAAUAAAGCCUCACGCCAAUUUAAACGAGGAAGAUACGGGGAUACUGGCGAAGUCGUUCACCGACGCCGACGUAGCGUACAUCUUAUCGCUGGGGGUAUUAAAGCAGUACCGCAGGAACGGGAUAGCCUCGUUACUGUUGGAUUCGCUCCUCAGGCACCUCACCACCCCCGAGAGGAAAAAAGUCAAGGCCGUCUUUUUACACGUGCUCACAACGAACUCCGCCGCCAUUAUAUUUUAUGAGCAAAAAAAAUUCAGGCUGCACAGUUUUCUGCCUUACUAUUAUUCCAUAAAAGGGAAGUGUAAAGACGGGUUUAUGUACGUUUUGUAUAUAAACGGGGGCCAUCCACCUUGGACAAUAUACGAUUACAUAAAGUUUAUGUGUGGUCGAGUCUUCAACGGAGCCGGACUGUUCCCCUGGGUGAUUUUUAACAUGAACAAAGCCAUACAGUGGGUAUGGAGAGACAAAUCGAAUCAACAGCAUACCGAUCAAUAAAUUAGACUAGUCCCUUGUUAGUAAUCCGUUCUACCGUUGUCUGACGGCGAGGAAUAAUAUUACACACUGUACAUAUAACUUAUGCAAAAUAUUAUUUAUCUUAUCCGUAGAAUAAUUUAUAUAGAACGUAUUUUGUUUGAUUCAUGGAUUGGUAGGUACCUGUAUUAGUUCAAUUGUACUUUUUUUUUAUUAAUAAAUCAAUUUUUGACUCA